AAAGCUGGUUAAUACUGAAUAGUUGCCUAAAAGCUAUUAUACAGCAGCGAUCGACCGGCGGCGAACCAUGGCUAUGUCGGCUUCCAUUUCCCUCACUCCUCGUACCUCGUCUGUUUGCCGUUCGUUCUUAUCUGCUAAAGCUUUUCAAUAUUCGCUUCGACUGAACCCUUUCAAUUCACCAUCUAUCCCUGGAAACCCCGUUGUUCGUAUUUCUGCCUCUUCCAUGAACAUCGAAGCUGCUCCCGAAAAGUUCUCUAAACAGUCUUUCUUGGAUCGCAGGGAAAGUGGGUUUCUCUAUUUUGUCAAAUACCAUGGCCUUGGGAACGAUUUCAUCUUGGUUGAUAAUCGAGAUUCUAUGGAGCCUAAGGUUACUCCUGAGCAAGCUGUGAAGCUCUGUGAUCGUAACUUUGGUAUUGGUGCGGACGGAGUCAUAUUCGCAAUGCCUGGAAUUAACGGUACUGAUUACUCCAUGAGGAUUUUCAAUUCCGAUGGUAGCGAGCCUGAGAUGUGUGGUAAUGGAGUGCGAUGCUUUGCUCGAUUCAUUGCUGAACUUGAUAAUAUAAAAGGAAAACACAGUUUUUCUGUACACACCGGUGCUGGUCUAAUUGUUCCUGAAAUUCAAGAUGGUGGUAAGGUUAGAGUUGACAUGGGUCAACCAAUACUUAAUCCAUCUGAUGUGCCUACUAAAUUACUAGCAAACAAGGAUCAAGCCGUUAUCAAAUCAGAACUAAAAGUUGAUGGAUUAACCUGGAAUGUGACUUGUGUUAGCAUGGGGAAUCCGCAUUGCGUAACUUUUGGAACAAAAGAAAACCAGAACUUGCAGAUUGAUGAAUUAAAUUUGGCAGAAAUUGGUCCAAAAUUUGAGCAUCAUGGAAUGUUUCCUGCUCGAACUAACACAGAAUUUGUGCAAGUCUUUUCUCGUUCGCACCUAAAAAUGCGUGUUUGGGAGCGUGGUGCCGGAGCAACACUAGCUUGUGGAACUGGAGCUUGCGCAGUUGUGGUUGCAGCAGUUCUUGAGGGCCGUUCUGAGAGGAGCUGCACGGUUGAUCUGCCCGGGGGUCCUUUGGAAAUCCAAUGGAGUAAGGAAGACAAUCAUGUUUACAUGACUGGGCCUGCCGAGGUAGUGUUUUAUGGAUCUGUACCUCUUUAAUUUAGAUUCUGAUGAUUUCAAGGAUCACGUGCUGACAGUGACAGAUGGUUUAACCAGGAUUUUGUAGAUCCAUAUAUUUACAUGCUAGCUCUAGGGUAGACCUAGGCAAAUCUCAAAUCUUGAAGUUUGUUCCAUAUUUGUAACAGCUGUAUGACUCUAGUUUCCAUAGCAUAUUUCUGAAUAACGCCUGUGAUGAGUUAAACAUUCUUAUUAUGGUGAUUAGUUUCCCUGACA
Molecule: messenger RNA, 1384 nt
Organism: Telopea speciosissima
Lineage: Eukaryota; Viridiplantae; Streptophyta; Magnoliopsida; Proteales; Proteaceae
Product: diaminopimelate epimerase, chloroplastic-like
Exons: 9
Coding region: 68-1150 (360 amino acids)
Cellular component (GO): cytosol; cytoplasm
Molecular function (GO): diaminopimelate epimerase activity
Source: RefSeq, a predicted model, not a curated record